Molecule: messenger RNA, 852 nt
Organism: Anopheles maculipalpis
Lineage: Eukaryota; Metazoa; Arthropoda; Insecta; Diptera; Culicidae
Product: haloacid dehalogenase-like hydrolase domain-containing protein 2
Exons: 3
Coding region: 1-852 (283 amino acids)
Biological process (GO): dephosphorylation
Molecular function (GO): phosphatase activity
Source: RefSeq, a predicted model, not a curated record
AUGCAAACCCUCCCGUCUGCGCGUUUGUUCGCUUUCGCAAGAGUUUUAACGGUAAUAAAGCGGAAUAUGUCUCAAUCGAGUGUAAAGCUAGCGCUGAUUGAUCUAAGCGGAACACUGCAUGUCGACGAUCAACCGACCGAGGGAGCAGUCGAAGCAUUGAAAAGACUGCGUGAACAUGGCGUUAAAGUAAAGUUUGUAACCAACACAACGAAAGAAAGUGUUGGCUCGCUGUUCGCUAGGCUACGCAAAAUAGGCUUCGAGCUAGAACGGGAAGAAAUCUACGGAUCGCUAGCAGCAGCGUCGGAAUACGUUCGUAAAAGCAGUCUCAAUCCGUACUACCUCCUAACGGAUGAUGCCCGCACGGAUAUGCCACCGAACGAUCCCGCUCGUCCACUGGAUUCCGUUGUGGUGGGCCUUGCGCCGGAACGUUUCUCUUACGAGCAUAUGAACGAAGCGUUCCGUGUACUGCGUCAACAAAGUAAAGUUCAGCUCGUGGCCAUCCACGAAGGCCGGUACUACAAGGCGAAGGAUGGUAUCGCACUUGGGCCCGGUUGCUUUGUGAAAGGGCUCGAGUAUAGUACGGGCGUGUCGGCGGUUUGUAUUGGGAAGCCAAAUGAAUACUUUUUCCGCUCGGCCCUGCCGGACGGGGUUGCGGUUGAGGAGUGCGUCAUGAUUGGAGAUGAUCCAAAUGACGAUUGUCUCGGUGCGAUGAGCAUUGGAAUGAAGGGCUACCUGGUGGAGACAGGAAAGUAUCAGCCAGAACUGUACACUGCGGAAAGCCGACCAAAAGUGAGUGGUAUUUUUGCCACUUUUGGCGAUGUAGUGCAGCAUAUCGUAUCGGGCGGACAGUAA